Molecule: messenger RNA, 5741 nt
Organism: Cheilinus undulatus (humphead wrasse)
Lineage: Eukaryota; Metazoa; Chordata; Actinopteri; Labriformes; Labridae
Gene: dok6
Product: docking protein 6
Exons: 8
Coding region: 164-1162 (332 amino acids)
Biological process (GO): cell surface receptor protein tyrosine kinase signaling pathway; positive regulation of MAPK cascade
Cellular component (GO): cytoplasm
Source: RefSeq, a predicted model, not a curated record
CAGCCUGAGCGCUGACACAGGAGCAGGUUGCCCACGGCUCGCUCUCCUGCUGCUGGAUGUCACACCGACCGACCGCCGCGUGAAACGUUCCCCCACCGACGAGGAGAGGCGACUUUACUGAAUUUUACACCUCGGCCUGGGAGGCUACCCGCUUCCCGUCACCAUGGCUUCCAACUUCAACGACAUAGUCAAACAGGGAUACGUGAGGAUACGGAGUAAGAAACUGGGGAUUUUCCGGAGGUGUUGGCUGGUGUUCAAGAAGGCCUCCAGUAAAGGACCCCGACGGUUAGAGAAAUACCCAGACGAAAAGGCUGCGUACUUCAGGAGCUUCCACAAGAUCACUGAGCUCCAUAACAUCAAGAACAUUACCCGGAUGCCGCGGGAGACAAAAAAGCACGCCGUGGCCAUCAUCUUCUGUGACGACACAUCCAAGACAUUUGCCUGUGAAUCGGAGCUGGAUGCAGAGGAAUGGUGCAAGCUGCUGUGCGUGGAGUGCCUCGGCAGCCGUCUCAACGACAUCAGCUUGGGAGAGCCAGACCUGUUAGCGGCGGGGGUGCAGCGGGAGCAGAACGAACGUUUCAAUGUGUACUUAAUGCCUACGCCCAACCUGGACAUCUAUGGAGAGUGCACCAUGCAGAUCACACAUGAAAACAUCUACCUUUGGGACAUUCACAACGCUCGCCUCAAACUCGUCAUGUGGCCUCUCAGCUCCCUUCGCAGAUAUGGACGAGACUCCACUUGGUUCACUUUUGAAUCUGGAAGGAUGUGUGACACAGGAGAGGGUUUGUUCACGUUCCAGACCCGGGAAGGGGAGAUGAUUUACCAGCGGGUCCACUCGGCCACGCUGGCCAUUGCCCAGCAGCACGAGCGGAUGAUGGAGGAGAUGGAGAAGAGCUCCCAGAUCCACUCCAGAGAGACGCUCACCAAGUCCAUUUCCCUGCCACGCAGCGCCUACUGGCAGCACAUCACGCGUCAGAACAGCGUGGGAGAUCUCUACAGUUACCAAGGAAGUGGCCUGUCAAUGACUUUCAUCCCCCGAGCGCAGACGUUCCCCAGCUUUCUGUCUGAUGAGCCAGAACAGGAAGAGAGCCAGCACCAGGAAGAAGCACCGUCGCCCUCUAGUGGCUGUGAAACCAGUUGCAGCUUGAGAGCCAUUCAAUGACAGAGAAUUGCUCCCCAGGAAUGCUGGACACUUUACCCACUACUGUAGAAAGGCUGUAGAAAUAUGUAUAGUGACAUGUGUAAUAUAUCAUUUCCUGGUGUCAACUGUAGAACGACUGGUUCAUAAAAAGGAUCCUGAAAUGUUUUAUGUUGUGUGACAGCUGCAGUAGCUUCCAAAAUGCACCAAAAAUCCUGUAAGUGUAGAUUUAAUGUGUGUUUUUGUAGGCGUUUUGCUUUAAAAUUCUAGCACUAAACUUAAAGAGGUUUAAGGUACAAACUCACAAGAUCCUCUGUAUAAAAAAGCCUUCUUCUCUCUGUGAAAUGGAUGAAAUCCCAUCAAGCUCAUUCCAAAAUUCUGCUGCCUCAGCAGCUUUUCCCUGAAAAAAAAAAUCAGCCUUUUUUGACGUAUACUUCUCCCAAACUUACCGUACCUUUACCCCUCUCAAAGAAAGUGCAUUUGAGCAAUGCCUUACCAUAUAACGCCUCCAGUUUAGAGCUGUGAUGAAUCAGCUAAAGCCUUUUAAAGGUAACAACCAGCAAAGGGAAAAAGUCAUUCAGAAAUACGCUAUGAGGAUAUAAGUGGGAGCUGUUGAGUCAGAAAUGAUAAAAAAGCAACUAUCUCUACUUUUAAGUGCCAACAUUACACUAGUUGAGCAAUUUGUGUUUAAUGACUGUCUAGCUCCUCUACAGCCUCAUAUAACUACAGUAUUUAUAACUGCUUCAUUAGCAAAAGGAGGAGGCAAAGAUGGUGGUGAGCUGAUUGGUAGAGGUAAGCAAGGCAGAAGUAAAUAAUGGCUUCAUAGGACGGCUUCAGCAGUAUGGGUAAUAAAACUGUGAGUUUCUGAAACACUGAUAUGUAUGCCAAGCUUUAGACUGCUUUGAUGGGGGGCAUUAAGUAAUGUUGACUAGCCGGUGGAGCUAGAUUUAAGAUCCCACAUAAAGAGGACUAAAUAAUCUGUGCAUUUCAACAUGCUCCACAUUUGCUUAGAAUUACUGUGACUAGGGCUGGGUAAUUAAUCGAAAAUUAGAUUAACUUGCAGUAUGGCCUGCUGCAAUUAUCUAAUCGCAGAAGUUGCAAUAUUUCUUUAACCUGAAAUUUGAGUCAAAAUAAUGGUUUAAAACUGGCAUUACAUAUCAUGCAAUCAUUCAAGACCAAUUUUUUAGAAUAAUCUACAAAAAAAAAUCAUACUUUCUUAAUUUCUGUACAUUUUUCUGAUUAGAUAUGAGAAUUACGUAAAAACUAUAAUUCCAUUCAGUACAAGAAUUCACAUCCAGUUUGCAAUACAAGUCAAAAAUCAUCACAAUCAGACACUUUUUCAAAAUUGUUCAGCCCUUGUUUUGUCUAAUAUUGUGUUGGUUCUAACAUGGAAUGGUUUAUUGCUUGUGUUGUAAAAUACAUAAAAUGAGGAACUUAAGGAAUAAUCACAUAUUAAACCAUAAUAUUGGGGGGAAAAAAUCACAAUUAGAUUAUUUUACCACAUCGUUCAGCCCUAAUUAUGCCAACUGGCAUGAUGCUUGUGGAUGCAGCACUGUAUUAAAGAGGGUUUUUUGUGUUUCGCUGGUUUAUGUCAGGGAGAGUUUGAAAGGAAAGCAGAAUGACAACAGGCAAAAAAAUCAGUCCUUUGGAAUACAGCAAAUCUGAAAUUUGUGAAAAGAAAUGCAAUAUAGAAGAGUAUAAAUAAGAACAUUAAUGCUGGUGGAGGAAAAAAGAGAUGAAAUAAAGAGAGGAUGGCAAAAUUUUAGAUUAAAAAAAAACAAAAGAAAAAUGGUCUUGAAUUUAGUCUUGUCUAACAUGCCGAGUUUAUCAGGACACUGAUAGAAAGUUCCAGACUUUGUCCUCUGUGGCAGUGGUUCCUAAAGUGGGGGUCGGGACUCCCAGAGGAUUGCAAGAUGGCUUCCAAAAACAAAGAACAUUUUUAAAUGAUUUGAAAUUAUAUAUUCUACCCAUUAAUGUAAAAUACAUAAACCUAGUGAAGUUUAAAUCAAAGGUUCUCAGCUGGUUGGGCAUCGGGACCCACCACCAGCUCCUUAUCAGCUGUUUGGACCCUAAAUAGAAAAAAAAGCUGUUAAUAAACAAAGAGAAAGAAUUAGGCAAUCAUGUUUCCUAAGUACAUUAUUGCAGAAGGACGUGAAUGUAUGCAUUUAUUGUUACUCCAUUUCCCCAAGGCAACAUGGACAAAUGGUCAUUUCUGGAGGAAGUGCCUCAUUAUCGUGGAAAAAACAGCUUUUUGUCCAGGGAUAAAGGAAAUGUAAAAAGUUUAAACCUUGAGGAAACACCCAAAAAUGACUCCGCAUCUCUGGAAUAUCUAUAAAACAAAAAAGAAAUUAAAAAAGGACUGAUGUCCUAAAUGUCCAGUAAUAGUUUUUCACACAUCUUAGAUUUUUCUGGCAAAACUUUGUGACCAACUGGAAAAAGCUUUACAACUGACUUUUAGGUCCCGACCCACCAGUAAGAAUGACUGGUUUAAAAUAAAACCACAGUGAUUAGCUGGGAUUCAUGCCAUGUGCACAGCUAUGAGCACCUCCUCCAGGAACAGGUUUCCAAUCUCUGCCACUGUUAUUUUUGGGGUCAUAAGCUAAAAAGUUUGGGACCCCCUGCUCUGUGACUCUGGUGCACAUGCACAACAUCCUUUUUUUACCUCUAAGCACCACCUUGAAGGUGAAGCAGCCCAGCCAACCAAUCAGACUCCAGGCAUUUGAGUGUGGCACGGUUAUGAUUGGUCAAACAGACAAGGACAAACUAAAACAGUUUUAACUCAUUUUUAGAUUUUGAGGUGAAGAAGAAUGAUUUGAUGGGGCGGUUGGUUCAUGUUGGGGGUGCUGCCCCACCCUGCCUGGAGCAGGCUGCUGAAACAUUAGCUUUUCAUACACACACAUAAACAGUGAAGCAUAAAAUAACAUUUAAAAGAAUCUGUGGUGAAAUGUAGGAAAAAGUUCAACGAAUUUUGGUUAUUUUGGACUUGCUGGUUUUCCUCUGAGCAACAUCCUGCUUAGUGGAAAACCUGAUGAUUAAUACAACCGUCAUGUCAAAACAAUAAGCAGCCAAUUUUUCCAUCGUCUAACCAUCUCCAGCAGUAGCUGACAAAAUCAUUUCACCAGCACCUUUAAAUCUACAACCUUUUACACUUUUUUUCUAAGGAGAUAAUAGGACAUAUUGUGUUCAUUUUUAUCUUAAAAGUGCUGGUGAGUGAUUUUGUGACCAUAGCUGGGUUAACUUUUUCCUAUUCUUUGCAGUAAAUUAGUUGAUCCAGUAAAUUAUUUUGUCUUUUUUAUUCUGAAUAUUAGUCUUGUGUUUCUUUUUUUAGACAACUCUUUGUAGGAGAUUUUUUUUUCUUUAGUUUGAGGUGUUUUGACUGUCAUCUGCAGUCUUCCUCAGAAGCGUCACCUGACCUGCGUCACCUGUGGUCAGCCUGAUAGACCUGUUAGUUCCGUCAGGCUGAACACUCCUGGGAAGAACAGCGUCACAGCGGUCAGCUGAUGACAGUCGAAACAUGUCAAGGUAAAAAAACAUCUCCCACAAUUAGUUGUCCGUAAAAAAGAAACACAAGAUAAAUGGUAAAUUAGUUAACCUGCUGAUAGCGCUAGCUUCAUAUUUUGUGUGCCAGAAUGAGUGGUUUCAUGUCGAACUCUCAAACAGACAAAACAGGAAAUGAGAACAAUUUGAUUAUAAAAAUAGAUAAAAUGGUUAAAGCGUUAUAACACCUGCAAACGUAACAACUGCCCACAGACAUAAUAAACCACAAACAUUAUACAAAUCUGCAGCUUUUAAUGUAAAAAUCCCACAACCUUAAAUUUCCCACAAACAAUAGAAAGUUAUUCUUCUAGGUAAAAACCACUGUCUAUCAAUAUUGUAUUAACUUACAACAAAUGUCACGUGAACAUGAAAAAUGAUAAUAAAGGAUGACAAAGUUGUAGACAUUGUUAAAUGUAGCCUAUUUACAACCACCAGUGGGUUUAAGUUAGCUAAAGCUUAAGUCACAUCAAACAACAGAGCUGUGGCCAUUUUAUUUUUGUUCGCCAUGAAACAGAAAGUUUUUUCCAGAGUCAUGAAACGCUUAUAGAGUCAUGAAUCUUAGCAUGAAAUGUUGAAUAAUAAAAUGACAGGAUUUAUAUCCAUUUUGGAAAACUGCCAAAUCCAAGCGGUUCUGAGCUGAACAGUGUUUCAGUAAAGCUUUCUCCGAGCACCAUCAGACACAAUUUAUUUCACCUUUUGAGGCUCUAGACUUACAAAAAACUACUUCCUGUUUAGUGGUGGACAAAAAAAAAAAUGCCGUGGCUACACUUUUUGUGUGACUUGAGCUUAAGCUUUUUAACCCCUGGCAGUUGUUAAAAGGCUAAAACAAACAAUGAGGAGCGUCAACAUUUAGCUUUCAUGUUCACAUUACAUUUUGACAUCAGGUCAAAACCUUGUAUCUAGAAAAUGACCACUUUCAGGGUAUUAAAAAGCCGCCACUGUAUUUUCCAAUUAAUUUAACUCUGAAUGGUCAGAGUCAGAAUCUUCUGGACGCUUUUUAUUGCUAUAAACUGUGUAAAAACCCACUGACGGAUGAAAAAGGUGACCAAUAUAUGGAAGAGGAUUA